GCUGCUCUAUCAAGAAACAAGAAUUACAUAUAUAAUUGCUUGAAUAAUUCGAAAUAAUUGUAAACAAACAGCUACCUUUUGACUGCUGAGUAUAUUUAAGAUAUACAAUGAGCUCGUCCUGCGGAGGUCCCGAUCGGACGGACGAGUUGUCCAUGAACUCGUCGCACUUUAACACAGUGUGCCGCGACUUUCUGCGCAACACCUGCCGUAGAGGCAAACGCUGCAAGUUUCAGCACACCAUUCCGUGCGAAGAGACCAACAACAACAACAACUCUCAGGUCCUCUUCUGCCACGACUUCCAAAACAAGGGCUGCCCGAGAGCCAACUGUCGUUUUGUCCACUGCAGCCGAGAUGAAGAGGAGGCUUUCAAAGAGACCGGCCGCCUACCUUUAAACGCCACCGUCUCUGCACACAUCCAGGGUCUUAUGCCCCUGGACAUGCUCCAAGGUGAGCCUCCUGUGUGCACCGAGUACCUCCGAGGCAACUGUCGCAGAAACCGAGACUGCAAGUACCGCCACUUGACCGCCGCCCAGGUCAUGCAGCUGUCCUUGGAGCGAUUAGAGCCUCCAGUUAAGAGGCAGCGUUAUUCUGAAGAGGUUGAGGCUCGGAUUUCCAACCUGCAAGACGAGAAUCUCGACCUGAAGCGGAUGCUGGACGAGUUGCAUAGACAGGUGGAGACCCUGGCCGCAACCAACGAAGUGCUUCUCGAGCAGAACGCCCGAUUGAGACUUAAACCCCAGACGGCUGCUGUUGUGUCAUUGCCUGCUGUCACCAUCACCAACACCACCGAUGGACCUCCUGUUACCAUUGCUACAGCAGUUGGACCUGGAUCUGUCACUCAGGUGUCUUUGGCAACUGCUGGAAUCUCAAUUGCUCCUCCAGUUGUGACGGUGGCGCAGGCCAUCUCUGCAAAUGGCACCACCCCAGCAUCACAGACCAUUCCCAUCACCAUCAGCAGCACAACGUCUUCUCUCGUACCAUACCCAAUCGUCACGCAUGUCCACAGACCAGGAGGCGCAGUGCACCACUCGACAGAGACAUGCAUUUCUUAUGGGGAAAAAGUGAUGCCAUGCUCUGCCCCCUGCAACUUAUGAGGCAUUCCAAAUUCUCUUGUAAUGGUUAAUUUAAAUCUUUAAUAUAUCUGCAGCAAUUAUUUUUAAGUGUGGGAGGGAAUUAGAUAAGAUUAUUAAAAGAGAAACUGUAUUAAUUGCAUAAAUUCUGUAAAAAAUUAUGCAAAUAAUUUUUCACAUCAUUAUACAAAGAGGUGUUUGUUCAACACAUUUAUUAUAAUCGCACUGAUCAAAUAAUGUCUCAGCGUUGUGCUUUUUCAUUUGAAAUGAACUGCAUUCAGGUCAUUCAUUAAUGUGUUUCAAUUUUAUUACUGAUGCAAAGCUUUGCAGCUUCUCAUUUAUGUAUGUAAUUGAAUUGUGGGUGUCAACUUUUAAUAACUUUUAAUAACUUAUGAUAUAUUAUGUUGUUUAUUGCAGUUUAUUGUAAAGAAAUAAAUUAUUACAAUUCGUUACUUGUGGUUA
Neocloeon triangulifer is the source of this 1532-nucleotide messenger RNA. Its product is annotated as zinc finger CCCH domain-containing protein 10-like. Gene Ontology annotation, molecular function: metal ion binding. The record is from RefSeq and is a predicted model, not a curated record. Bases 108 to 1094 code for a protein of 328 amino acids. Lineage: Eukaryota; Metazoa; Arthropoda; Insecta; Ephemeroptera; Baetidae. The transcript is spliced from 4 exons.